This is a messenger RNA of Caenorhabditis remanei, 537 nucleotides long. RefSeq lists its product as uncharacterized. The transcript is spliced from 5 exons. The record is from RefSeq and is a predicted model, not a curated record. NCBI's taxonomy places the organism in Eukaryota, Metazoa, Nematoda, Chromadorea, Rhabditida, Rhabditidae. Bases 1 to 537 code for a protein of 178 amino acids.
AUGGUCGUUCGACAUCUCGACGACGGACGAUUCGAAGCAGUACCUCCAUUGUUUCUCAAGUGGCCAGCAAAACACAUUAGUCUCUACACGAUUCUAAUCGACAUCGUCAUCUCUAUACUCUUUAUUUUGGUGUCGAACAAUCUCUCCGCAUUGAUGCUUUUCGGCGUGAUUCUUCUGUCCGCGUUCUUCGCCUUGGGGUAUAGUCGCGAGUCGUUCUCAAUCAUGUACAUUCACCUCGUUUACUGUAUUGUUUACAUAAUUUCAUGCGUUGGAGUCGUCGUUCUAAUCAUUUUUGACAAUUCGGGACCAGUUCAUAAGGAAAUGAAAAGAAUAGGUUAUCCUAUUGAUCCUAUUUGGGUUUACUGUUUCGCCGGAGUAACCAUUAUCUCUCACGCACUCAUGAUUCCACCCUCGGUAAAAGUGAUCAAGUAUGCAGCAAUUGAUGAUGCUCUGAAGAAAAUGAUGGAAGACGAGGAAUUCAAAAAGCGUCUACGAAAACCAUGCCAAGCUAGACCAGAAAUACCAAUUCUUGUGUAG